GAUCGCGCGGCAGAGACAAAAGGAUAUCAGUAGGGACGGACAUAGCUGCGAAGGGAAGUAGGGUGUCAGUUUGGGGUGGUGGGCUUCUGGGGGUGGGGGGCGGGCUGAGAAGGGCUAUAUUUAAACUCCCGGAGCCGUUAAGUUGGUUCGUACUUCGAUGCGCGCGCAACCAGGGUGGUGGCGGAGUGCGCCUGCGUGAUUCCAGGGAGCGAGGAACGCGCCCCAGCCGUGCGCGCUCGCGCCGGAGCGGUAGUGGUAGAGGAGAAAGGGGUCGGCGCACGCGCGGUUGAGUCCUCGAGUUGUUCGGGUCUCGCGGGCAUCUUGUUUUGGUCUCGCGGGCGAGUGGGGCGAGCUUUCCGGGGAGGCGCUUGGGCGCGAGACCAGGGGAGACGAGCAGCACCGCGCGCGCACUCGGGGAAGGAGGAGGGGAAGGGAGCGUGGUCUAGGAAGGGGGGUUAAGCCCCCGGCCCCCCCCCACCCCGGUUGCCCUCGACUGGAACGGAAUAAGGGGAGGAAAUGAUCGAGAUGGCGGCGGAGAAGGAGCCGUUUCUGGUGCCGGCCCCACCGCCGCCGCUCAAAGAUGAGUCGGGCGGAGGGGGCGGCCCCACGGUGCAAUCGCACCGAGAGGCCGCCUCCGGGGAGCUCCGCGGCGGGACGCAGCGUGCGCCGGGCCCGCGCGCUCACUCGGCGGGAUCCCCGGCCUCUGGGGCAGGCAAGGAGAGCCCCGGGGCUGCAUCCACCCCUCGAGGCGGUCAGUCACAGCAGCAGCAACGAGGGGGCGGCCCCCCGGCGCAGUCACACGGGGAGGCCUGCUUGUCGGAUCCGCACGGGCGAGCCGCUCCCCCGGACGUGGGGGAGGAGCGACGGGGAGGAGGCGGAACAGAACUGGGCCCCCCUGCUCCUCCUCGACCCCGGAAUGGCUAUCAGCCCCACCGGCCCCCUGGGGGAGGUGGGGGCAAGAGGAGAAAUAGCUGUCAUGUAGGGGGAGGUGGUGGAGGCUUCAAACAUCCGGCCUUCAAGAGACGCAGGCGGGUUAAUUCGGACUGUGACUCUGUCUUACCCUCCAACUUCCUCCUGGGGGGCAAUAUCUUUGAUCCCCUGAACCUGAAUAGUCUCCUGGAUGAGGAAGUGAGCCGUGCACUCAAUGCGGAGACCCCUAAGUCAUCUCCGCUUCCGGCCAAGGGGCGAGAUCCAGUGGAGAUCCUCAUCCCCAAAGAUAUUACAGACCCUCUCAGUCUCAAUACUUGCACUGAUGAGGCCCAAGUUGUCCUUGCUUCGCCACUCAAGACUGGUCGGAAGCGGCAUAGACACCGGGGACAGCACCACCACCAGCAGCAGCAGGCAGCGGGAGGGAAUGAUAGCCACUCCGCGCUGCCCACAGCACCCCCCACUUCCUCACUCCACGGGGAGGGCACCACGCAGCAGCAUGGGGGCCAGAACCGGGAUGCCCCCCAACCCUAUGAACUCAACACAGCCAUCAACUGCAGGGAUGAGGUCGUGUCUCCCCUUCCAUCUGCCCUCCAGGGUCCCUCAGGCUCCCUUUCAGCCCCUCCAGCUGCCUCAGUUACCUCUGCGCCCCCGUCUUCCUCCUCACGACAUCGCAAACGACGCAGGACUUCCAGCAAGUCAGAGGCAGGGGCUAGGGGUGGAGGCCAGGGUUCCAAGGAAAAGGGCCGAGGGAGUGGGGGGGGCCGCCACCACCCCCAGCCACUCCCUGCUGCAACCUUCAAAAGGCAACAGUGCAAGUUCCAGUAUGGGAAUUAUUGCAAGUACUAUGGGUACCGCAAUCCUUCCUGUGAGGAUGGGCGCCUUCGGGUAUUGAAGCCUGAGUGGUUUCGGGGUCGGGACGUCCUCGAUCUGGGCUGCAAUGUGGGCCACCUAACCCUGAGCAUUGCCUGUAAGUGGGGCCCAUCCCGCAUGGUGGGCCUGGAUAUCGAUGCGCAGCUCAUCCACUCAGCCCGCCAGAACAUCCGACACUACCUGUCUGAAGAGCUGCGUCUGCCACCCCAGACUUCUGAGGGGGGCCCAGGAGCAGAGAGUGAGGAAGGGACCGCAGCCGUCCGAAAAAGGAGCUACUUCCCAGCCUCACUGACAGCCAGCCGUGGUCCCAUCGCUGCACCCCAAGUGCCCUUGGAUGGAGCCGACACAGCGGUCUUCCCCAACAACGUUGUCUUCGUCACGGGUAACUAUGUGCUUGAUCGAGACGAACUGGUGGAGGCCCAGAAACCCGAGUAUGAUGUGGUGCUCUGCCUCAGCCUCACCAAGUGGGUACAUCUCAACUGGGGAGACGAGGGGCUGAAGCGCAUGUUUCGCAGGAUUUAUCGGCACCUGCGUCCUGGGGGCAUCCUAGUCCUGGAGCCCCAGCCUUGGUCUUCCUACGGCCGGAGAAAGACUCUCACAGAAAGAAUCUACAAAAACUACUUUCGAAUUCAGCUGAAGCCAGAGCAGUUCAGUUCCUACCUGACAUCCCCAGAGGUGGGCUUCUCCAGCUAUGAGCUCGUGGCCACACCCAACAACACCUCCAGAGGCUUCCAGCGUCCUGUGUACCUGUUCCACAAGGCCCAGUCCCCCAGCCACUAAGUGGCCCCCUGAACAGAAAGUGUGAAGAAGCUGCCUGCUGCUCCAAAGGACCUAGGGGGAGAGGAAAGUAUCUCAAGGUCUUUCCUUUCUGGCUCCAAAAAUAGUUUCCUCUCCUGGAUCUGCAGAGAAAGCUUUUCCUGUGUUGCUGCCCCAGCCUCUUCCCUACACCUCUGGCACCUAAGCAGCAAGCCCAGCUGUGCUGGAACCACCAUCUUCCUCUCCCCCAGCCCACUGGGCUGGAUGGCAUGGACUGUUUGCUGACCUCUGUUCUCCUAGGGCAUGGGAGGUGGGGGGUAUCAAGUUCUCUGGCCUCUUCCUCCUGUUCUACCAAGGAGACUCAUUUCUCCUUAGCCCUUGUCCUCAGCUGUGUUUCAACGGACCACGGAUAGAUGGGCUGAGGAUUAAGAGGGGGACAGCGGUGGGGAGGCAUGCAGGUACUGUGAAAAUCCUUCCCUCUGCUGUCCCCCACAGGGAGAGGUGGUUGGGUUCAGAAUGUGAGAACAGCACAAUAAACUUGAUGUUUAGGGCAGUGGCCCCCACA
Dama dama (fallow deer) is the source of this 3121-nucleotide messenger RNA. RefSeq names its product methylphosphate capping enzyme (gene MEPCE). Gene Ontology annotation, molecular function: RNA methyltransferase activity; O-methyltransferase activity; snRNA binding. Gene Ontology annotation, biological process: snRNA modification. The coding region runs from base 517 to 2580 and encodes 687 amino acids. The transcript is spliced from 4 exons. NCBI's taxonomy places the organism in Eukaryota, Metazoa, Chordata, Mammalia, Artiodactyla, Cervidae. The record is from RefSeq and is a predicted model, not a curated record.